Molecule: messenger RNA, 1195 nt
Organism: Suillus paluster
Lineage: Eukaryota; Fungi; Basidiomycota; Agaricomycetes; Boletales; Suillaceae
Product: SURF1 family-domain-containing protein
Exons: 4
Coding region: 47-913 (288 amino acids)
Biological process (GO): mitochondrial respiratory chain complex IV assembly
Cellular component (GO): mitochondrion; membrane
Source: RefSeq, a predicted model, not a curated record
AGAACUUUCAAGCUACUAGGUAUAGGCUCAGCAACAUCUCUCAAACAUGCUGCAGCGUUUGGCAGCGUCAAGGUCAAGAUGGCGGAAUACUAUCAUGCAGACGCGUCGAUGGAUUCAUAGCGAAGAUUCGCAGGCAGCACAAUCUUACACUGCGCGCAAGAAUUCUUGGUUUAGCCCGACAAUCUUCGUGCUAGGAUUUAUCCCGGUUUUCACCUUCGCAUUGGGAACUUGGCAAUUGCAACGUUUACAAUGGAAAAUUGCCUUGAUUGAUGAGCUCCAAGAAAAACUCCAUCGAGAGCCGAUCCUUCUGCCCAAGCGAGUAAAUCUCUCUGUCGUGCCAGACUUCGUCUAUCGUCGAGUGUUACUCCGUGGUAAAUGGGACCAUAAACACUCGAUGCUGCUGGGUCCUCGCGUCCGGGAGGGUUCGCAUGGAUACCAUGUUAUCACACCGCUGGUCAGGUCUGACGGAACAACCGUCCUCGUUGACCGUGGUUUCAUUGCAAAAGAGUUCGCCGAUAACGAUAACUUCGUACGAGGAGAAGCAGGCGAGGUCGAAAUAUUGGGGAUGCUAAGGACAUCGCAUACCCGAAACAGCUUUACCCCAGACAACCAACCAAGUGAACGAACGUGGUACUGGGCUGACGUUGAUGCUAUGGCAGACUACGCUGGUGGCGAAGCCGACCAUGUGCAGCCAGUGUUCAUAGAACAUAUUUAUGAGGGCUCCACUCAGGACGCUGCUUCGCGCCUGAGUAAGGGUAUACCACUUGGGCGCGCAGCCACCGUCGACGUUCGCAAUGCCCAUCUUUCAUACGUUAUCACCUGGUUUUCCCUCUCUGCCUUCACUACAGCUAUGUUGGCGCGACUUGUCCUGAAGCGAAGAGCUCAAAACCGUGCCCGGCCAAUGCCAAGGUGAUGAACAUUGUGCAGACGACCACUGCAAGGUGGUUCUCACGAGCUGUAGUUUACCAUUUCCCUCCACCAGCAACCCACCACACCUCGUUCAUGAGAUAAUCAAAAUAGAGUUGCGUAUGCAUUGAAGUGAAGAUCGGUGGAAUGACGACAGGAACUGUGGCCACUGAUACCCGCUACAAGCGAGUGCCUUACAAGCAUCUUUGCAGGUCUGACAAUUUACAUGCCUUUGUGGCACUAAAGUGUAGCACGUGUUCUCCACCUAAUGAAUUCACUGUCCAAAGUC